Messenger RNA from Coregonus sp. 'balchen', 6743 nucleotides. Lineage: Eukaryota; Metazoa; Chordata; Actinopteri; Salmoniformes; Salmonidae. The record is from the annotation of a GenBank genome assembly.
AUGAAACAUCUCCUGGCCUUGCUGGUAAUGCUGGGGUCUUUUCAGCAUGCCUUACCUGAAUCAUAUUCUUGCUCAGCCUCAGAGUUUAAACUAGAUGGAGAAUACAUACUGGGAGGCCUUUUCGACAUUCAUCAUGGCAGCAGCUCAGUUCCUUACAACCGACCGGAGACUGUGGAUUGCUCUCGGUGAGUCCUGUAGCAAACCAUUCAACAUACCUUUCAGCCUUCAGGGAACUCUUAUCUCUGGUCCUGGAGGUACCGGGCAUGCAGUUUUUCUUCCAGACCAAUAUGAACACAACCAAUUUAAUUAAGCAAUGUUCGUACUGAAGACCAAGUUCAUUGUCAACUUGUUUUAGUGUUGGGUUGAAAUAAAAGCCUGCAUACCCAGUACCGCUCCAGGAACGGAGUUGGAGACACCUGAGUUCAAUCAUAACACUUCCAUGUAAGUAACGUGAAAUGUUAUAGUACUGUAAAUGUAUUAUACCAAAUGUUUAACCUCACUUAAAGGAGCAAUCUGCAGUUCAAACAAUAAAGUGGUUACCCCACCUCUGUUUUGGUAAAUACCUGAGGGAUGGGGCUGGAGAAAUGGAGGUAAGGACUGACCCUCCAUGAGAUCAAAAUUAUAGUUUUAACCAUGUUUUGAGGCUAUACAGUGUUUGGUAAAAAAUGGUAUAUGUUGGGUUCUGAUGGGGUACCACGUAGUGAUGGGCAUUCCAAGUAUUUUCAGUAAAACGGCUCAUUUGGUUUCGUUCAGCUAGUUACUAGUUACCUGUCAAAUUGUAAUCAGUAAUGUAAUCUGAUAACUUUCCGUUACUUUUGGAUUACUUUCCAUUACAUUAGAAGACAAAAAGGAUCCAGCAAACGCAUUUGGUGUGUCAUAAUAGUGGUCUCUGACUUGUGGUCAGACUCGCUCAGGUGGAACAUAGACUUGCAAAUUUUUUCAAUGCUGAAUUGAAUGUCAUUGAGAAAACAGAAAGGUGACAAUGUAUUUUUUCCCGCAAACAUCCUUUCUGAAUUUCAAAGUAAUCCAAGAAGUAAUCCUAGUUUUUCAAAAGUAUCUAAUCUGAUUACAAUAUUUUUGGCGUUAACAUAACUGGUUAGUUUUUUUGUAAUCAGAUUACAUGCAACUGAUUACAUGUCCUCAGUUACUCCUAAACCGUCUUUGCCUGCAAUUAUGUCAGAACGUGAUAUGUGAGUUCUAUUUUUUUUUUACCUGAACUAAUUAUUAGGUGGCCUGCAAAAAAAAACAGAAAAACAAUUAAAGCACUGCAAAAAUGUGUGUGGACCAGAAAAAGUAUCUCUCCUCACUAUCUAUUGUCCUGCAGUGAGGAAUUACAAUCUUCGGAGAAUGUUUUUAUAACUUAUCUGCAGAUAAUCGUUGUCUGGAGCUCAAAAUCAGUAGUAGCAGUAUGCAAAUCAGGGAGCCAAAUGAACGGCUCUUUUACAGAUGCGAUUCAGUUCAUGAUGUUCAGCCAAAAGAGCCAUUCAAAAAGAGCCGUUCGUUCGUGAACGACCCAUCACUAUUCGACAGUUGAACUAAGCUCAUGAAAUAAUUUAUAAGAGUAAGUUAUAAGAAUCAAUGGGUAUAUAUCAUUCAUUUAAAAGUCAAAAAAAUGGAUGUACUUAUCGCAGAUUGACACUUUGAAGGGAACGACACUGCUGCUACUCGCUGUUUAUUAUCUAUGCAUAGUCACUUUACCCCUACCUACGUGUACAAAUUACCUCGACUAACCUGUACCCCUGCACAUUGACUCGGUACCGGUACCCCCUGUAUAUAGCCUCGAUAUUGUUAUUUUAUUUUUAUUUCUUGAACUGCAUUGUUGGUUAAGGCCUUGUAAGUAAGCAUUUCACAGUAAGGUCUACACCUGUUGUAUUAGGUGCAUGUGACAAACAAAAUUUGAUUUGAUUUGAUAAACAGCCACCACAAACUUCAGCUAACUUUAACCACUGCUAGCUAAAAAUCAAUCAAGUGAUUGGGGUAUGUGGCACAUGAUAAAAGAGUGGCCAAAUCACCUUUUAAAGUAAUAUUGAACCAAAUACUUGAGUUGAUUACAUUUUUGCCAUAUGUACCCCAAUCACUUGAUUGAUUUUUAGCUAGCAGUGGUUAAAGUUAGCUGAAGUUUGUGGUGGCUGUUUAUCAAAUCAAAUCACUCCCACUGUUUUUAACUGUUGGCUAAAGUUUGCUGAAGUUUGUAAUGGCUGUUUUUACCUUCUUGAACAGCAAUAGCUCAGAUACACAUGGAAACAUGAAAUGACCCUGGGAAUUGAUAGAACAUCACUCAGAGAUGCACAUAACAAUAUAUAACAUUCAAAAUGGGUGACUUUGUUAAAGGGGAAGUUUAGUAUUUUACAACUUAAAGGAAAGAUUCCUUUAAGUUGUAAAAUACUAAACUUCCCCUUUAACAAAGUAAGUUGACAAAUUAGGUGAAACCGCAGUAUGUGAAGUGAAUAAACAUUUCAAAUUGCAUAUGCCAGUAGUCACACCAGGAAAAAUCAACUCAUUUUCUGUGUACACACUGUUCCUCUUUCCACAGACAGUCGUUUACCAUGUCAAGUUAUCGGAUGUUUCAGGUGAUGAGGUUUGCUGUACAAGAGAUCAAUAACUCCAGCCUCAUCCUGCCCAAUGUAUCGCUCGGUUAUGAGAUAUUCGACCACUGCUCAGACACAUUCAACUUUCAGUCAAUUUUGGAUAUGAUCUCCAGAAAUGGAUCAAUUCAAGUUCUGAGGUGCGUCAACGAGUAUCUGUCCAAAGUCAUAGCUGUGGCCGGUCCAUUUAGAAGCAUGGAGUCCAUGACUGUUGCUCCCUUGUUUGCGAUGAAUCUAAUUCCAAUGGUAAUACAUACUUACAUUAAGUCAUUUUGAUCACUUUAAAUAAGUAUAUUAGGGCUGGGGUACACCUGGAGAGCUACUGGGUGUGCAGGCAUUUGUUCCAGCCCUGCUCUAACAUCAGGAUCUUGAUUAACUGAAUCAGGCGUGUUAGAGCAUAGCUGGAAUACAAUUCUGCACUCCUAGUAGCUCUCUAUGAGGAGGGUUGAGUAGGUCACCACCCUAUUGGGUUAUUCUUGUCUAUGUUUGUCUAAAAUGGAAAUCUCUUUCUUCACAGGUAAAUUAUGGGUCCUCUAGUUCUGUUUUAAGUGAGAAGUGGAAAUAUCCCUCAUUCAUGCGAACCACACCAAGUAACAAAGACUUAAUACAUCUGAUCAUUCUGAUUAUACAGCAUUUUAAUUGGAACUGGGUUGCAUUCAUCAGCAGCAGCGACGAGAACAGUCAAAAUGGCCUACAGCUGUUCAAAAGCAAGCUGGAAGACACUAAGAUCUGCUUAGCUUACGCAAAAGAGCUCAAUGAAAUGUCUGAUCACUAUGAAAUACUUCAACAGUUAGAGGGUCUUAACAUAGAGGUCAUUAUAGUUUUUGCCGGGCAGAGCAGCGCUGUUGCAUUCAUUAAAUCAGCAAUCAAGCACAACAUACACAACAAAGUGUGGAUCGCAAGCGACACUUGGUCCUUGAACAAGAAACUCCCCAAGUUGAGCGGAAUCAAGGCGAUUGGCACCAUCAUUGGAAUAACAGAGACAGUGAUGUCAUUACCUGGGUUUAAGAAUUUUGUCUAUUUGUCCCAAACACAAAGGAAUGAUAGGCCUACAACAUGUGAGCAAACACCAUCCGGACAAACAUGCAAUCAAGCUUGUGACCUCUGUAGGGAUGUGAGCCCAGAAGAGAUCAUCGGUGAAAACCCAUCAUAUUCUUUCGCCAUUUACUCUGCCAUUUAUGCUAUGGCCCACGCAUUACAUAAAUUGUUACUAUGUGACAUCAAGGGAUGCAGUGACAAUGUAACUGUGUAUCCAUUUAUGGUAAGCAUUUGAAGCGUUGCAUAUACACUACAUGGCCAGAAGUAUGUGGACACCUGCUUGUCCAAAUUCUCCUUCCAAAAUCAUGGGCAUUAAUAUGGAGUUGGUCCCCCCUUUGCUGCUAUAACAGCCGCCACUCUUCUGGGAAGGCUUUCCACUAGAUGUUGGAACAUUGCUGCGGGGACUUGCUUCCAUUCAGCCACAAGAGCAUUAGUGAGGUCGGGCCCUGAUGAUGGGUGAUUAGGCCUGGCUCGCAGUCAGUGUUCCAAUUUAUCCCCAAUGGUGUUUGAUGGGGUUGAGUUCAGGGCUCUGUGCAGGCCAGUCAAGUUCUUCCACACUGAUCUCGACAAACCAUUUCUGUAUGGACCUCGCUUUGUGCACGUGGGCAUUGUCAUGCUGAAACAAAAAAGGGCCUUCCCCAAACUGUUGCCACAAAGUUGAAGCACAGAAUAGUCUAGAAUGUCAUUGUAUGCUGUAGCGUUAAGAUUUCCCUUCACUGGAACUAAGGGGCCUAGCCCGAACCAUGAAAAACAGGGACUGAUGAUUUUUACGCGCUUCAGCACUCGGUGUACCCAUUCUGUGAGCUUGUGUGGCCUACCACUUCACGGCUGAGCCAUUGUUGCUCCUAGACGUUUACACUUCACAAUAAUAGCACUUACAGUUGACCGGGGCAGCUCUAGUAGGGCAGAAAUUUGACGAACACACUAAAUCCACUAAUUUGAAGGGGUGUCCACAUACUUUUGGCCAUGUAGUGUACUUGUUUGAAGAGAAAUGGCAUUACAAUAUUGAAGAAUACAUCAAUUGAAAGGAUGCAUCUAGGCUACACUUGUGAUAAAUGAGGUGAUCGGGAGGCUGGAGUGCGUCUUUCAAGGUAGACUUAGCAAUAUGACAUCAUCAUACACUGCAGGGCAACUUCCCGCUUACAGACAACAACAGCAAUAGAAACAACAUUUUAAUCUGCCAGGACAGCCAUUACUAGCUUGCUCUAAUUUGUGGCCUCACUUCGGGCAUGCCCAUAUGUCCACAUUUGGAAAAGCCAGUUGUGGCAGUUUUUGUUGUCUGUAAUCAAAACCGUACCCCAAUGUGUAUGAUGUUGUCAUUGCUAAGUUUACCUUUAAAUGUCCACACAAAGGUGUGAACCUUUGAAAGUGUGAAUCAGUAGUGAAUAAUCCCUAUAACAUUGUUAUAGUGUUUACACACCACAAAUGUUCUUGCAACACUACAUUCUUGUCUGAUUUCAGCUUCUCCAAGAAUUAAAGAGGUCAAAAUUCACACUAUUGAACCGGCAUAUUGAGUUUGACAACAAUGGAGACCCGACAUCUACUUCUUAUGCUAUUGUUUUCUGGAACCAGAGUGGCCAGGCCCAGAAAGUGGGCUCUUAUGAAACUGAUCCAACAGUUGACGUUUCCUUCUCUAUCAGCAACACAAAAAUUCACUGGUAUACUGACCAAGUAAGUCAUUUUCCUGGUUUUAAUAAAUCAUAAAUCCUUAAUGAAUUAUAUUUUUCUAUUUUACAUGUAUAAUAAAGGCCAUUUGAUCAUAACACACAUUUGGUCUUUCUAAGGUGCCUGUCGCACGCUGUUCCCCUGAAUGUUCAGAGGGAUUUGCAAAGAAAAAAGAUGGACUACAUGAUUGUUGUUUCCAGUGUAACGUCUGCCCCAGUAUGACUUAUGUUAACUACACAGGUAAGAGGUCCAGAGAUAAAGAGAGAAAUCUUCUUGGAUUAUGGUGUUCAUGGACACUCAUGGGGGUUAAAGUAAGGUUGAAGAAAAGGAAUAUGACAUUAUUUAUGUAUAUUUUUGUUUCAGCUGUUUAUGGUGUUUUACUUCCUACUAGAAAACAUACUUCACACCUGGUCCAAAUGUUACCGUAGACCUACUAAUUAUGUCCUCAUGCGCUCUUCCACUGGAGAUGAUAAAAUGUAUGUAUGAUGCCUGGCUGAUCAUUGAUUAUCGUCUUCUUGCCAAACAGACGACCCAUACAGCUGUGUCGACUGUAGGAAGACAGAGUGGUCCAAACCAGGAAGCACCUUUUGCACACAACGUUCAGUGGAGUAUAUACCUUUCACAGACCCUGUCGCCAUCACACUCAUGUUUUCCACAGGCGUCCUGUUAGCACUAACACUAGCCAUUGUCAUUCUUUUUGCUCUCAACUAUGACAAGCCGGUUGUUAAGUCUGCCGGUGGGCCAAUGUGUUUCCUUCUUCUGGGCUGCUUGAGUGCAAGUAGUAUAAGUGUGUUCUUUUUCUUUGGGAAACCAACAGUGACCAAUUGUGUGUUGAGGUAUUUUCUAUUUUUGCUGUUCUACACUGUCUGUUUAGGCUGUUUUGCUGUGCGCUCCUUUCAAAUAGUUUGCAUUUUCAAAAUGGCCGCCAAGUUCCCUAAGAUUCACAGGUGGUGGGUGAAGCAGAAUGGACAGGUGUGGGUCAUCGCCAUAGUCUUUGUUCUUCAGCUGUUGUUGCUUACAACAGUGUUCACUGCCAGCCCUCCCACACCAGUCAAUGACAUGACAUCAUACCGAGAUCAAAUAAUACUAAAGUGUGCCAUGAGAAGAUCAUUGAUCGUGUUCUUGUUAUUGACUAUAGUCCUGGCAAGCCUUUGCUUUAUUUUCUCAUACAUUGGAAAAGACCUGCCCAAAAACUACAACGAGUCCAAAGCAAUCAUCUUGUACCUGCUUUUCCUUAUACUUACAUGGAUCACUUUCUGCACAGUAAGCAUAUCAUACCAUGGUAAAUAUAUACAGUUAUUCAAUGCAAUAUCAGUGCUUUCCAGUAUAUACAGCAUCCUCUUCUGCUACUUUCUCCCUAAGUGCUACAUCAUUAUCUUUCAGCCCCAUAAAAAUACACAACAGUAUUUCCAAGGGAUCAUCCAACGUUACACUCAAAACAUCAGUAGUAAGUAG